AUGGCUGCAUUGGUUCACACCUAUCCGCAGCAGACAUCUACGACCGCAAUGCUUCAAACUCGCCCUUCCUCGAACGGUGCCAUGCUAUCAGCAAGCCAAUCACACGGCUCUCAGCAAUACAACAUGGGGGCCUCACAGUCUCCUAGGUCUGCUUAUCAACAAGGUGGACCUAGAGGAAGCUCCAUUUCCACGCAACCGUACGCCUUCUCUAGCACUCCAAACCUCGGCCAAACUCUAUCCUGGCAGCAAUACGGUGCAUACAGAACAAACCCUUCGCCCACGGUUCCGCCUCCCCAGGCGUAUGAUGCGGCCCCAAACCACCGUUCUGUCAUGCAAGGCAACGCGCCUGUUUAUUUAAGCUCGUUUGGAGUGAGUCACGGUGGCUCGCGAGAUGACUCGGCGCUCCCGCUCACCCGAAAUACUGCGCCGACGCCCCGUCCGCACUCAUUCUUGUCCGUUUCAACCCAGCCGUCAUUCUCAGCCUCCACCAAGCAGACUGGGCCGGAUCGCUACAGGCGCACGGCAGGUGCGCAACCCCCACACCAUGGUCGCUCUCAUAGUUCCACGCUGCAACCCAGCCCUUCGAUAAUUCCCCCAAGCCACAUGUCUCAAGCAAACCGCAGAUACUCGGCGUCAAACCUCACCGGAAGUCAGGGCUUGAUGUCGGUAUCGUCCAUGGACGACUUGAUGCAAUUUAAAAGGGCGGGCCAAGAGGAUGCCAUGCGCGCCCAUCGACGGAGCGUGCACAAGAGCGAAAACCCCGAACUUGUUAAAACGAGGCCAAUUUCGCGGGAGAGUGCGGACGCCAACAAGCAGACUCGAAACACGCGAUUAAGCCCUCACUCACGUAGCGGCAGCACAGAGAGUGUAUCGUCGACUCGCAGUGGGCACUCGAGACCAUCUUCUGCGACCAACCGCGCCCCAACAUGCAACCCAUCUCCACUGUCCAGUGAUGAAACGCCUGGCAAGAACGAUCAGCAGAAGAUGUUCAACAUCCCCCCCCGGGGCUCUUCAUCUGAUGUUGCGAAGCGCACCCUCAACUCGUCUCCUUUAUCCAAGCCGGCGACGAUGGCUAAUGAGCACGGUGAAGAUGGCUCCUUGCCUGUCGUUGGCACUGCGACCAACCAGGAGUCACCGGCAGUCAAGCAGCUCGCGGCCCUGAAUCAGAAAGGAGGCAAGGGCAAGAGCAAGACGUCUCGAUUGCGACGGGCGUUUUCCUUUGGCAGUGCCACUGAAUUUCGCAAAACUGUGGAGGAUGUUGACAGAUCGGAGCCAUCUAGACUUCACAAGAAGCCCACGCAGGACGAGGCAUACGAUGCAGAGCAGGCUCGUAUUGUGCGGGCACAAGAGGCUGGCGGCAUUGGAAACAGCAUCUACGGCGGUCGGUUCUUUGGCUCCACCGACAACUUAUCCAUCUCGUCGACAGCCUCUUCAGCAUCCAUCAUGAUUCGCAAGAUGGGCAAGGGUAUGAAGAAAAGCACGCGGUCUCUGGUGGGCCUCUUCCGACCCAGGUCUAUCAUUGGGGCCACCAUUGACGAAGCGACGGCUCCUCAGUCAAGCAGUCAGGCCAUUGUUUCCAUGGUUACUGUCGAGGCAGAGACGCAGCGUGUCAACGUCACACCUGACCCUCACGCAGCCAACGGAGGCACAGGCUUCCCUCACCUCGAGCGGAACUCGAUGGACGCGGCGCAAGUGACGGAAACUGGCGCCGAGCGACUGGGUAGUUCCUCCGGGGAACAAGCCGCCAACAAUCGCCAAAGCACCCUUGGCCCCGAAAGCGAGAGGGCAGAGGCACUGGCGGCGGUUAGGAAGGGUAUUUUGAAGCGAUCUGGGAGCCCCUCGGUCAAACCGGUAGAGGCAACGUCCUCGCCUGAGCUCGUUCUUCCCGUCAUUCCAGCUGUUGCCGACUCCCCGAUCUCGAGUGCCCCUAGCACGCCGAACGAUGAUGCUCUUGGUCAUAGAAGGACCGGCUCCAUCGCAAUCGGCGGCGAGGAUUACUUCAUGUCGGCUUUGCGGCUCCGUCGGGACAGUCAGUCGGGCACUCCGUCCGCCAAGCGUAACGCAACCUUUUCCCCUCGCCUCAUCUUUUAUGAUACAUGGCCAAGCCAGGAAUAUGACAGACGGGGCGAAAUCGCUACCUGCAACAGGCUCACUCCACUUCUCGCACAACAAAUCAAGGAGGAACUUAAUUCGUUCAAAAUGGAAAUGGAGGUGCACGAAAACUCCAAGAUUUACACACACUUUUUCUGA
Molecule: messenger RNA, 2250 nt
Organism: Ustilaginoidea virens
Lineage: Eukaryota; Fungi; Ascomycota; Sordariomycetes; Hypocreales; Clavicipitaceae
Exons: 4
Coding region: 1-2250 (749 amino acids)
Biological process (GO): actin cytoskeleton organization
Molecular function (GO): actin binding
Source: RefSeq, a predicted model, not a curated record